Psilocybe cubensis is the source of this 1317-nucleotide messenger RNA. RefSeq lists its product as uncharacterized. The record is from RefSeq and is a predicted model, not a curated record. The coding region runs from base 1 to 1317 and encodes 438 amino acids. The transcript is spliced from 8 exons. NCBI's taxonomy places the organism in Eukaryota, Fungi, Basidiomycota, Agaricomycetes, Agaricales, Agrocybaceae. Gene Ontology annotation, cellular component: extrinsic component of mitochondrial inner membrane.
AUGUCUAUUAUUGUGGCUCCGACCAAUUGGCCCAAGCACAAAGCACUUUGCAAGGCAUUCAAAGCUGUCGAAACGAAGGACGCCAACAACUUACUCGCACCAUACAUGUUCAUUGAUGAUGACGAUGAGACCUACGUAGCUACCGACAUUGACCAGGUGAACAAGUGCAUUGGUGCUGUCAUCCAAACUGAAAUGCGAGCAUUGGAACGAGAGUUGUUGAGGUCUCUGCGCAUGGAGGAGCGAAAUCUUAUCGGAUGGGAACCUCAUUGUCUCGCCUGUGGACGCUCAGACGCGAUCUUUCGGAUCGAGGCAUCGCUUAGGAAGCGAAAACCGUUAUCACCCGGAUUGAAACCCUGCCCCGAUUGUCUCUUCACAUCGUACUGCUGCGAAGAACACUGGGACGCUGUGAAGGAGAAACAUAAAAGAGAACCGUGCCGCGAUGGCCGCGAUAACUUGUCCCAGUGUGAUAUGAACAAGCUGUACCUCGAAGACAUCCGAUUUGCCAUGGUGAUGUCUGGUGCGAACGAAGGAACUUUCAAAUGGGCACCGGAGCGUACGUUGCGGACAUGGAAAUCCCUUCGAGGCAUUGGUUGGAGUGAUUAUUCCGACGACAUCGAACAAGAUUUCGGGGGACUUCCUGGUGUUAGCGCGUUGUUGCCAAAUCUGGCUCGAGCGGCAACAGACGGUCUCUCGAUGCCUAUGACGAUUCUGUGGGCCCUCGAAAAUCUGAACAACGAUGAUUCGUGGACAAAAAAGGAUACUCUCAAUAUACAUAUCCUUGGACCUGCUGAAAAAGAAAUUCUAAAUGCUAAUGUUUUCGAAGAGAUUCUUCAUCGACUUCCUCUAGUAAAAAACCUGACGCUGACUUUGGUCGGCCCAGAAUUAGCUGGUAUUACAGGCCAAAAACAAACCUCAAAUGUGAUGAAAACUUGCCCGGCGUGUACGAGGAGCGGGCGGAAAAGAACGUUUAUUUAUUACCCAACAACAUACCACCAAUAUGUGUCCGAAAGUGGAACCAAUUUCGUAAAUCCUGAUCUCGCAGUCGCUUUCAACUCAGGCUGUUCACAAGAGUACACUGAUCUGUGGAAAGAAUCUUUAGUUGUCUUGAUCAAACAUCGCAUCCCAGCAGUGUUUACGGCCUUUAACCAGGAAGAAGCCGAAGCCGAAGCAAAUAUUUUCAGGGAUGUGGGAGCGACUCUGCACCCACAACUGGGUCCUAGAGCUAACCCUUGGGGAAGUUGUCUUGCCAUUCCAGAGCCCAAUAAGGUCACGGGCUUUUAUGCAGUCAAUGGCUGGCUCGCGGGAGGAUUCCGAUAA